AUGAAUGCUUCAACUCAGCCCCGGGCACGUCACCAUGUAACCGUCGAGGACGUACCCGAUGAAGACUUGGACGCAGGUGGGCUUCCUCGCUGCCCGUGGGUUGAGGACUACCCCGGACCUGCUGGCACACCGCUUGGGGGGGCAAAGACGCUUUUUGAAGAAUAUCGAGAUGUUCACAAGGAGGCUGGUAAGGGAAGGUGGGCGCCCUUCGAGAGCGAGGAAGAAUGGGAACUUGCCCAAUGGUUGCUCACGUCAGGGCUAAGUCAGCAGGCAAUCGACAAGUAUCUGAAGCUCGAUAUUACCCGUAAUCGAACUCAGCCGUCGUACAAGAGCAAGUAUCAUCUACUCAACAAGAUUGACGACCUACCGAGAGGUCAUGCCAACUGGUCAGUAGAGGUUUUCGAGGCGCAAGGGGACGAGGUCGACGAGGAAGGGAAGCCGAAGAAGGAGAUCGUUGAGCUGUGGAAACACGAUGUUGUUGACUGCGUGCGUGAGCUAAUCGGCAACCCACUAUUCCGAGACGCCCUCCGAUAUGCUCCCGAACAUGAGUAUGCCGAUGAUGAGGGUCACACGCGCAUAUAUAGCAACAUGUGGGGCGGAAAUUGGUGGUGGGGAGUCCAAACCAAACUUCCACCCAACGCCACAGUUGCGCCGUUAAUCCUUGCUUCAGACAAGACAACACUGUCUCGUAUGAGCGGGGACAAGACAGCAUGGCCUGUGUAUCUUACCCUGGGCAAUAUCGACAAGAACAUCCGGCGUCGGCCGUCAUCCCAUACCACCAUACUCCUCGGAUACCUGCCCGCCAUGAAGCUCGAGUGUUUCUCUGAGAAACGCCGGUCCCUCGAAGGAUACCGGCUCUUUCACAAGUGCAUGCGAUCCCUUCUUGAGCCACUCGUUGUUGCCGGCCGGGAUGGCGUCUUGAUGACCUGUGCAGACGGACGUCAGCGUCGUGUCUAUCCUAUCCUUGCUGCCUAUGUUGCCGACCACCCGGAGCAGUGUCUCAUCUCCGGGUGCACCGAAUCCUCCUGCCCAAAGUGUACCGUCGAACCGAAGGGGCGGGGUGAACCAAGCUAUCGCCCAUACAAGAACCCUGACGAUGUUGUCGCGAUCCUCAAGCAGGCCGCUAUGGGGCAGGUCAAGGCUAGUGAGCUCGACUCCAGAGGGUUGCGCACAAUCGAACCAUUUUGGGACAGCCUACCUCACUGUGAUAUCUUCACUGCGCUCACUCCCGAUAUAUUCCAUCAGUUGCACAAAGGACUGUUCAAAGAUCACCUGGUUAGCUGGGUCACGAAGUCCAUCGACGACGGCACAGAAGAGAUCGAUCACCGGUACAUGACCAUGGCAAAGCACCCUGAGCUGCGACACUUCAAGAAGGGAAUAUCGCUCGUUUGUCAGUGGACGGGGACGGAGUACAAGAAUAUGGAGAAGGUCUUCUUGGGCGUCAUCGCUGGCGCGGCAGACGAGCGUGUUACACUUACAGUACGGGCGGUUCUCGACUUCAUUUACUAUGCCCACUUUGAGACGCACACUGUCACGGACGCUGGACAGACGCCCCUUUUUGCCGCCCAUUCCCCUCCCCUUGACGCCCACCUUCCAUUUUUGGACCAUUUCCUUUCCUAG
This is a messenger RNA of Dichomitus squalens LYAD-421 SS1, 1620 nucleotides long. RefSeq lists its product as uncharacterized. NCBI's taxonomy places the organism in Eukaryota, Fungi, Basidiomycota, Agaricomycetes, Polyporales, Polyporaceae. The record is from RefSeq and is a predicted model, not a curated record. The transcript has 3 exons. The coding region runs from base 1 to 1620 and encodes 539 amino acids.